AUGCUGUUGAAGUCUGAUUCGUUCUAUUUCUUAGUGCUGGCCUGCGCUAUUAUCGCGCCAGCCGCGUCUGCACCUAACUACCAUCAUUAUUGUCCGCAAUGUGAGGAGGAAGUAUGGGAGGAAGUGCCAUGUGAAGAGGUCGCUACUACCAGCAGACCUACUACAACCACUACUGCAAGGCCAAAACCGCCCACUUAUGCACCCACCACACAGAGACCCCAUACAACGGCACGUUCACCAGUUAAGAAGACGACAACAACAAAACCGCGUACAGCACAUCACACCACCCCUACACCGCCGGUCACAACGACAGCCGCUACAACUUACAACAAUUGCUAUUGUGAAUGUAAAGGAGGUUGUAAGGAGUUCUGUCGCAAAGUGACGGUAAAUGGCGCAGCACAAGCAGCACAAAAACAAAUAACACAAGUUACAAAGACAACACAUCGCGUACCGAAUGGUCAGCUCAAUUCGGAGCACGUGCAUCUGCUUAGAUUUGUCCCAGACUCACAAACGUCAUACACACCGGUUCAACCGUCAACGCAGCACAGCAUACCCUCGGCUAUUUAUCCUAUAAAUCCUAAUAAUGAGUUGGUAAAUCCAUACCUUCAUAGAAACUUGGCGUAUAAAGUUCAACCAGCAAUGCCUCCACCAUCGGGACCGUCUCUUCAACCGCAGCCAGUAGCAAUCGCUUACCCUCAAUCAGCACCAAAUUUAUAUGAAGAUUCGCAGGUCACGAAUAUCUAUCCGGAUACUUUGUUAGAAUCGAGUUAUUCUGUUGAUGAGUUGACUCGUCUUUUGCAAAUGGAAAAUCUUAAUAAAGCAGCUGCCAACAGCUACACACAAUCCAUUAACGGACCUUCAUAUGCCGUACAUGACAGUUUACCUCAGACUCCACUUUCUACCGCACCAAUUUAUCAACCACUUUCGCUGUCCCUAGGCUUCCCACUGCCUGCGGAUGCGUCAAAAUAUGAAAAUAAUUCUUCGGAGUCUCAAUAUAAAGAACUCAGAUUAGAUGUCAGGUCACAGAGCUAUGCGUCACCAUUGCUGCCAGCUUCAGAAUCCCAGUAUGCAAACUAUGUGCAUAAAAUCGAUUUGAGUGAACCACAACUUUAUGCUGUGGCGUCUCCUUCAUUACCAGCUCAUCAAGCAGGCUAUGAUCAACACAGUUCAGCUACCUUGAGUUGUCACAACAUAUAUGAUGAUCCCAGUACAGAAUAUAUGAAUUCAAUUUCUUAUGGUUCAGAAUAUGGUUCACCAACUUCGAGUUAUGCUCCACAAACGGGACUUUAUGCACCAUCGUAUUAAAUUUAGACUAC
Messenger RNA from Bactrocera neohumeralis, 1316 nucleotides. Its product is annotated as sialidase. Lineage: Eukaryota; Metazoa; Arthropoda; Insecta; Diptera; Tephritidae. The transcript is spliced from 2 exons. The coding region runs from base 1 to 1305 and encodes 434 amino acids. The record is from RefSeq and is a predicted model, not a curated record.